Molecule: messenger RNA, 1673 nt
Organism: Porites lobata
Lineage: Eukaryota; Metazoa; Cnidaria; Anthozoa; Scleractinia; Poritidae
Source: the annotation of a GenBank genome assembly
CAAAACUCGCUAACUCGAGAAGAUGACUGUAAUACAGAAACAAAGCGAGCACGCUUGUCGAAAGCCCCGAUGUACUCGCAGCAAAGAGAAGUAUUUACCAGAGGAGAUCACGUGGUCGACAGGCAAAAACAAUGGGCAUCCGUUGGUGCUUGGUUUUUGGGCCCCAAAGCAGAAAAUGGAGACGUAUUUCGGGACCUGUUGACAAAGGCCAUCGAUUCUCAUAUUGGAUUCCGUCACAGGUACAUUACAAUUACAAGUAGUAUUUGAUGGGAAGCACAAAGGUGUGCGGUGAUGAUUUUUCCUAGUGGAUCGAACUUGUGCAGAAGUUACAUACACAAGUUACUCAAUUUUCUUUUUUGUGGAGACUGUUUUUUGUUUCUGGCCCUAAAAAAUGGAAGCCAUACAAUACUCAUACAAAGUUAGUUUGUUAGCCUGCCUUGCUGGUGUUGGUAGGGUGAAGGGAUAAAUUUUGAGGAAUAGCUAUUUUUUGGUAGUCUUUGUGCCUCUUUUGUAAGCUGAAAUAAACUCUUGCACAGUUUUUUUUCAACUUCUGUCAUGGGCCAUGCAGUACGGCUACCGUAAACUUCUGCGCUGGUCUUAAAAAUCUUUGUAAGUGGUUUUGGCGGUCUUUUAGUGGCUUUAAACCGGAAUGGAAAAAAUCCCUUCGAAACAAGCUAUGAGAGUGCUAAUCAAAAUCCAGACAUGUUAAUUCAGAUAUGUUUUGCUUUUACUGGUUUAAAAUUAAGCUUCAAAACAUCAUAAUAAAAUCAAAUCAUUUCAAUGCAUUAAAGUGGGGGUAUAUAUUGUUUUGUUUACAGGUAGAUGAGCCUAUACAGAUAAAUAAUGACAAUAAUAAUUAUGAUUAUGAUGAUGGUUAUUAUUAUUGAUUAUUAUCAUUCAUUCGAACUAUUUCUGCGUUCGUGAUUGUCUCAAAUUCCCAGGCUAAUGAUUUUUUAUAACUAGCCUCCAUUGAUCAAAUUUGAAAGGCAUUUGAGAGAUCCGAUAAAAUGACCUCAAUACUACAAGGCAUUAACGUUUUUUCACACUUUUUGGGAAGAAGAAAUCAGCUGAAGUACUGCCUAAAAACAUUGCAAGAACAGCAAAAAUGUCACUUUCGAAUGACAUCUGCUUUUUCGAGAAUAUCUGCUUGUUUAAACAUCCAGUCCAUUAGUUUAUUACCUGAAUUCGGUGAGAAACUGGAAAAUGAAGAUGGAAACUUAACAUCAAUCGACGUAAGAAAUUUUUAGCAUGUUUUUAAACUAAGAAGUGUUUUGAAUGAAUAACAAAACAAUUAUUGUAUCUGGCUUGUGCAUGAUCUGAAGAAUUAUGCAGAUCAAGAAGUUUUUUGUCAAGGCCACGGCCUUUUCGACCUUGUGGAUAAAACCUCUUUGUUGUGCAUAAUUCAAUCCUCAGAUCUUGCGGAAGGCGAAUCUAAUAAUUUCUACAUAUUUUUUAAAAUAACUAUUUCAAUCCUAUUCAUCCUCAUCCAAUAAUUGUCCAUUAUAUUUAACAGUUACUUUCCUUGUGAUCCCCCUUAUGUCACCGAUGAGCUGCGGGAAGCAGGAUCCUUCAGCUAUGCCAUGAAGAACCUACAAUCUGAAAUGGAAAAAUUGCAACUGGAAUUAAAAAAAACUCUGUUCCAUUCUUUAAAUCAGGAUACAAGGUACAUGUAA